Molecule: messenger RNA, 575 nt
Organism: Vidua macroura (Pin-tailed whydah)
Lineage: Eukaryota; Metazoa; Chordata; Aves; Passeriformes; Viduidae
Gene: SNTN
Product: sentan, cilia apical structure protein
Exons: 4
Coding region: 1-444 (147 amino acids)
Molecular function (GO): transition metal ion binding; calcium ion binding
Source: RefSeq, a predicted model, not a curated record
AUGUGUGGCUGCAGAACAAGUGUUCCCAGUAUGAAGCAGAACUCAGUCAGUCAGCCAGCUCCUGCUUCCACCAAAAAAGGCCCUCCAGCUGCUGCAGGCAUGCCCAAGGGCGUACCCAUUGCCAAGCAGCUGGCAUCAAUAAAAGCUCUACGAAAAGGCUCAGACCUUGAAAAGGCUUUUGCCACAGCAGCUUUGGUGUAUAACAAUUAUGCUGAUCCUGAGAGCAAGCUCAGCAAAUCUGAAACCAAGAGCUUACUGCAGUCCCAGUUCUGGCAUUUCAUACAGGGCCAAGAAAACAAACCAAAAUACCAGGAAAUAAUUUCUUCCUUGGAUGAAGAGUCAGAGAACAAAAUUAAUUUUGAAGAUUUCAUGAUCAUGUUAGUCAGUCUCACUCUAAUGUCUGACCUGCUGCAGGAGAUCAAAAAUGUGAAAAUUACAAAAUGAUCUGUGAUUUUAAAGAAGAAAUUGCCUGGCACCAUAUGAGGAAAGCAUGAGUGAGGUACACACAGAUACCACUGUGUGCCUGGAUACCCAGUGCUUGUCCUUUUUAAAUGGAAUAAAGUUGUGUCCAAACC